Molecule: messenger RNA, 1911 nt
Organism: Mirounga angustirostris (Northern elephant seal)
Lineage: Eukaryota; Metazoa; Chordata; Mammalia; Carnivora; Phocidae
Gene: RAB33B
Product: RAB33B, member RAS oncogene family
Exons: 3
Coding region: 161-838 (225 amino acids)
Biological process (GO): regulation of exocytosis; Rab protein signal transduction
Molecular function (GO): GTP binding; GTPase activity
Source: RefSeq, a predicted model, not a curated record
GGAGCCUUGGACGUGGCGAGGCCGGGCCAGCCUGGGUGCCGGGCCUGGGGCGCUCUGCUUGGCCGCUCGGUGGGCUAGCCCUCCGCACCCGCCGUCAAGCCGCCGCCGGGCCCCGCGGCCGUCAGGCCUUUCCAGUUUGGGGCGGGUCCGGAGAACGGAGAUGGAGUCGUCUCUCGAGGCAAGCUUCUCGUCCAGCGGUGCGGUGUCAGGGGCUUCAGUAUUUCUGCCUCCGGCUCGCUCCCGUAUCUUCAAGAUAAUCGUGAUCGGUGACUCCAACGUGGGCAAGACGUGCCUAACCUACCGCUUCUGCGCCGGCCGUUUCCCCGACCGCACCGAGGCUACUAUCGGGGUGGAUUUCCGAGAACGUGCUGUGGAGAUAGAUGGGGAGCGCAUCAAGAUCCAGUUAUGGGACACAGCAGGACAAGAACGAUUUAGAAAGAGCAUGGUACAGCAUUAUUACAGAAAUGUCCAUGCCGUUGUCUUCGUGUAUGAUAUGACUAACAUGGCUAGUUUUCAUAGCCUGCCAUCUUGGAUAGAAGAAUGCAAACAACAUUUGCUAGCCAGUGACAUACCACGGAUUCUAGUUGGAAAUAAAUGUGACUUGAGAAGUGCCCUUCAAGUACCUACAGACUUGGCGCAGAAAUUUGCUGACACCCACAGUAUGCCUUUGUUUGAAACCUCUGCGAAAAACCCCAAUGAUAAUGACCACGUGGAAGCUAUAUUUAUGACCUUGGCUCAUAAACUUAAGAGCCACAAACCAUUAAUGCUUAGUCAACCCCCUGAUAACGGAAUUAUUCUGAAGCCUGAACCAAAGCCUGCAAUGACAUGCUGGUGCUAAAUAACAGUCUUUAUUAUACUAUCUAAUUUUGACUAAAGAAAUGCUUUUGAAGUGUGACAGUGAUAAGUCAUAAGAUUUAAUCUCAAAUAUAAUGGAUCAUCCUGACAUUUUACUAUUUAUCAUUGUCAUGCUAAUUUUUGUAUUUUGUAUCUACUUAGUUACAUCUGUCAUUGUGACAACACAGGGCAAAAGUUGGUUUUCACAUGAGGUUAAAAAUGAAGUAAAGGUAGGAUGAAUUAGAACAUCUUCCCAUUGAGAGCCCAGUGAAGGAGGCCUCAGGUGAGAGCACGAUGGUAUUUUAGGAGUAAAUGACUGUUCAAUCCUGUGUUCUGGGAUUGAAAAAAAAAUUAAGGGUUUAGGACAUACUUACUAGGUAUGUCCUUUGAAUGGGAAGUGUUCUCAAUAGGACAAAACUGGUAUUUGCCUCUCCCUGGAGUUCUGUCUUUGUAUUAUUGAUGUAUUUAAUUGCAUUAUUAUGGGUACAUUUGAGAGCCAAGACUGUAUUUAGUUCCAGUGUGGGGAGAAGGCAUAGAAUAUUUUCUGGUUCUCAGCGCAUAAAGAAUGACUUCCAGUGAUCCCAGAUGCUUGAUAUUUCUAAUCAGUAUAUCAGAUCUACAGAAGUCAUUGUUAUUUUUAGAAAAAUAAUUUGUUUUCUUACUAAAUUCUAUUAGAAUAUGCAAAAGCAAGUCUGACUUUAAUGUAAAUGAAGUGACAUAAUAAGGUGCUUUAUAUUUUAUUUUGAUAUCUUUAGUGAAAAACCAACUGAAAGCAUUGGAGGAAUUGUAACUUGGGGGAAAAUAGGUAAAUGUGGUUCCUGGCUACCACAGGAGACCUGUUCUCUUAGCUUUUAGUAAUUUCAAGCUGUGUAUCUGGCAUAGUACCUCUUGCUGUCCCCCACAGUCAAUCAAUUUAAUGACUAAAGGUUGAAUUAACAAAUCAACUUCUAUUUGGAUUGUAGCUCUGAAGGUGUACCUCUAAUUCCUAGGAGUCUACAUAUAUUUCUGUAAUAGUAUUGUGUUACAGUGUAUCAGUUUUUAAAAUCUUUAAAUUUUAUGGUCACAACAAGCUAUUCC